AUGAAGCUGAGGAUUAACUUGACAAUGAAACCUGCCUAUAAGGGACACUCAUGGGACCAUCAAAAUUCAAAAGUGUGCAAAUUAGAAUCUACAAAUAACAAAAAGAACAAAGUUAAAAAUAAAAAAUCAGACAAAAAAGAAAAUGUUAAAAUAAAUAACAAAAAAAAAAAUAGUCACCAAAGUUUGAGUGAAGAGCAAAACAAUCAUAAAAAUAUUCAAAAGCAGAGUAAACUGUCAAACACAAAUUCCAAACAAGAAAAAGCACAUGAUAAAAACAACAUUGAUAUUCUUGGGAAUGAGAAUACAAGUAAAUUAAUAACUGAAGAAAGAGAAAGACAGAAAGAUCAUAACAAAAAUAAAAAUAAUCAAAAGCAAAGAAGAUUUUCUGACAAAGAUUCAUUUGAUGAUCAUAAAUUUAAUCAUCAAAAUGUACAUGAAAGAAACAAAAUUAAUUCGUAUGAAGAAGAUUCAUUAAAUUUAUCAAUAAAUAGUGAUUCAAAAAGACGGAGUAAAAAAAAAAAAAACAAAAAAAAAUCUAGUCACUCAAGUUUGAAUGAAGAACUAAAAUAUGAAAAUGUUCAAAACCAAAGCAAAUUGUCCAACAAAAAUUCCAUUGAUGAAAAUUCUCAAAAGAAAAAAUCACAUGAUAGAAAAAACAUUGAUUCACCUAAGGACACAUGUAGAUCAAUAACUAAAGAAGGAGAAGAAAAAUGGAAGAAUAAAAUCAAAAAUAACAAUGGUCAAAAGCAAAGCAGAUUUUCUGACAUGGGGAUAAGUGUUCUUGAUGAAAUAGAUGAAGACAUUUUCAAUUUACCUAAUGAUUAUUCUGUUGCUCAUUGUGUUGCUGAAGACUUACGAAUGGGMGCAGGCAUAGCUGUUGAUUUUAAAGGUAUGUGGCGAAAACAUUUUAUUGUCAUAACAGUUUCAAGAUUGUUCUGCACUUCUGCCACGGUAUUGUUAUACAAUUUUUGGUUGCAUAUUACUGAUACUGUUGCUGUGUGUAUGGAUUUAAUGAAGCAGUUAUUUAAAUUUCAUUACAGUUUAUUAAGAGAUGUCAAAAAUAAAAAGUUUUGCCCUGGUGAAAUAAUAAGUUACAACRUUAAGAAUGAAGUUGUGAUUUGUAUGUUUACCACUCAAAGUGCAUACUACAAUUCUAUAGAAAAUGGAUUCAAAAACAUAGCUCGUGGCUUCAAAAGAUAUAAUUAUAUGGCUAUUCAAAGUGGCCCUAUUGAUUAUCCUAACGAUAACUUUCAACAUAUACAUUGGAUAGUAUUAAUAUCACGCUCGGUCAUUCACUCUUCUGAACUAUGGUUAUGUGGUGAUGUCAAACAAACAAAGGACCAGGUAUAUUAUGAUGAAUAUUGUAAAAAUGUACAGUACUCCAUGAAUAACUCAUUUCAAUAUUAUUCUCCUACUCGAACAAACAAUUUUGUUCCACRUAAUUUUAAUACAAAAGAAACAAGUAAUUCAAAUUGAGGGUGUCAAAAUAAAUUCUACAAAAACGGAUACACAAUUCUAUGUAGGCAUUUAAAUAAUAAACUACUAUGACACAUUGAAUGUGUUAAUUUUUUAAUCUGUUUGAAUAAAUAUGUCAUUAUUUCCAAUUAAUCAACAUAUUCUUUUACUUGAAUUAGUUAUUAAUAUUUAAGGUUUCA
Diuraphis noxia (Russian wheat aphid) is the source of this 1655-nucleotide messenger RNA. RefSeq lists its product as uncharacterized. Gene Ontology annotation, biological process: peptidyl-glutamate ADP-deribosylation. Lineage: Eukaryota; Metazoa; Arthropoda; Insecta; Hemiptera; Aphididae. The record is from RefSeq and is a predicted model, not a curated record.